Molecule: messenger RNA, 3314 nt
Organism: Pan troglodytes (chimpanzee)
Lineage: Eukaryota; Metazoa; Chordata; Mammalia; Primates; Hominidae
Gene: H3C1
Product: H3 clustered histone 1
Exons: 1
Coding region: 1354-1815 (153 amino acids)
Cellular component (GO): nucleosome
Molecular function (GO): DNA binding; protein heterodimerization activity; structural constituent of chromatin
Source: RefSeq, a predicted model, not a curated record
CCUACGUCCCAUUUUAUUGAGAAGGCAUGCAUUCAAAUAUUUCACGUAAUUUCUAAAAAUUUGGAAAAUAACGGUUGGUAACUCUACAUCUUGGUUUGACGGCUAGUCAGUUAUGAAACACAGGUAUACAAAAUUGGAAGGUUUUUGUAAGUAAACCCUUUGUGAAAGAUAUAAACCUUUCUUAGUGUAAUAAGCGAGGUAUCUGAAAAAACGCAACUUUUGAAAAGGAAAUACUCCGAAUUAUCUGAUUCAGGAGUUUCCACUUUAAAUAAUGGGUUCUGCCUCCCUUGUUUCUAUUGGGUUAAACUGGUUUCAAAUAAAAUGGGAACGCUCCAUGCAAAUGAAGGAUGAUAGAUCUGCUUUCUAAAUGGCUGUUCAAGAAAAUAGCCUAAACCAAUCAAAAGAUAGAAUGUGGCCUGUCUCCUGUGAAUUUAAAAAGGUCACAAUCCACUUUUCAGUGUUUUGAGAUUUUAAAAAUGAUUGCAUUAGCUCUUGGCAAUGCUAAAUUAUGUUCCUUGCGAACCACUAUCCAGUUUCUCUUGGGCCAAGUCCACCUCCUGCUCCGCAAGAGGAACAACUCCCAGCUGGUGGUACCUUGCGGCAGUGCUGGAGAAACGCCAUUUUGUGACUGGCAGAGUACACCUAGGCUUUAGAAAACAAAAGCUGCAGAACGCUGCAAGUUUAGGAUUCAAAGAGCAUAAUCAAGAGAAAGACGUCUCAUAGAAAAUGUUUCUGAGUAAUAGUGUAAUCCUACUAUGUUUGAGAUGCUUUGUAGAUUGCAAUAACACUCCUAAGCCAAUUAAAGCAUUACAAAGGAAUCCAAUUCUUGUGAAAGGUUUCAGAAAUUCCCGUAAAGGGUACAUUUCCGGAGAGGAGGUGAGCAGUAUUCCCUCUUUUUUUUUUUUUUUUUUUUUUCCCUAAAGAGCUGAAGGUUAUACGGAAUUGGGGAAUUAUAAUACCUUUGGAAUCAAUGCCUUGUUUUAUGGAAAAUAAACACAGCCUUCAGGUUAUGAAAACCAGAUGUAGAAGAGAACAAGUUUAAAAAAUUAAAGUCCAAGCCGGCGCAGUGGGGCUCCCCUGUAAUCCCAGCUACUCUGGAUGCUGAGGCGGGAAGAUCCUUUGAGCCCAAGUUUAAGCCCAGCUUGGGGAACAAAGCAAAAGUGAAAUAAAAUAAUAAUAGUAAUAAAAUACCACUUAAAUAAUCAUCUGUAGAGUUGGAAUAGAAUAUAGUAGCCGGUGAAACUGCACGAUUGUUGCUGGUUUAAAGAUAGACCAAUCAGAGCGUGUAACGUCAUAUUUAGCGUCUUAUAUCAUCCAAUCACUGCACUUUACAUACUAUAAAUACAGCAGCUGAUGGGCGUAUUUGCGCUAGUGUUGGGUAUCCCGCUGUGCUGUUUUGCUGUCAUGGCUCGCACUAAGCAAACUGCUCGGAAGUCUACUGGUGGCAAGGCGCCACGCAAACAGUUGGCCACUAAGGCAGCCCGCAAAAGCGCUCCGGCCACCGGCGGCGUGAAAAAGCCCCACCGCUACCGGCCCGGCACCGUGGCUCUGCGCGAGAUCCGCCGUUAUCAGAAGUCCACUGAACUGCUCAUUCGUAAACUACCUUUCCAGCGCCUGGUGCGCGAGAUUGCGCAGGACUUUAAAACAGACCUGCGUUUCCAGAGCUCCGCUGUGAUGGCUCUGCAGGAAGCGUGCGAGGCCUACUUGGUAGGGCUAUUUGAGGACACUAACCUGUGCGCCAUCCACGCCAAGCGCGUCACUAUCAUGCCCAAGGACAUCCAGCUCGCCCGCCGCAUCCGCGGAGAGCGGGCGUGAUUACUCUCGUCUCUGACGGUCCAAGCAAAGGCUCUUUUCAGAGCCACCACCUUUUCAAGUAAAGUAGCUGUAAGAAACCAAUUUAAGACAAAGGGGAAUGCAUUGGGAGCACUUUUCGUUUUAACGCCACUGAAGGCUUCAAAACCAUUCGAUUUCGGCUGGUCGCGGUGACUCACGCCUGUUAUUCAAGCACUUUGAGAGGCUGAGGCGGGCGGAUCACCAGAAAUCAGGAGUUCGGGAUCAGCCUGGCCAAUAUGGCCGAACCCCGUCUCUACGAAAAAUACAAAAACACGCCGGGCGCGAUGGCGAGCGCUUGUAAUCCCAGCUACACUCUGGAGGCUGAGGCAGGAGAAACACUUGAACCUGAGAGGCAGAGGUUUCAGUGAAUCGAGAUGGCUCUAAUGUACUCCAGUCUGGGCGACAGAGACAUUUGGUUUAAAAAAAAAGUUCGACUUAAAAUAAAUCUGGAGUCAGAAUGGGUUUACAUCUGAUUCUUAACCCAGUUCCUCAAAGCCUGUAGCUCUGUUAAGAAAAUAAAGGCCAUUGGUCAAGCCUGCUUGGUCCCACCACCAUCUCCCCACCCUCCCCCAAUCGCUGCUCCCGCCAUUUCCUGGGGCUUGGAGGAGGGGUUAAGGGAGGGGACUGUAGGCGUCACAUUUCCCGCCUGCGCGCUUUUCAGUCUCCGUGUCAGCUGGAGGUGGGGGCAGGGGUAACGUAGAUAUAUAAAGAUCGGUUCCCCUAUUCUCUCACUUGCUCUCUUGGUUCACUUCUUGGGAAGUCAUGUCUGGACGUGGUAAGGGCGGGAAGGGUUUGGGUAAGGGGGGUGCCAAGCGCCACCGCAAGGUGUUGCGUGACAACAUCCAGGGCAUCACCAAGCCGGCCAUCCGGCGUCUGGCCCGGCGUGGCGGUGUGAAGCGGAUCUCUGGUCUGAUCUACGAGGAGACUCGCGGGGUGCUCAAGGUGUUUUUGGAGAACGUGAUCCGUGACGCUGUCACCUAUACGGAGCACGCCAAGCGCAAGACGGUCACUGCCAUGGACGUGGUCUACGCGCUCAAGCGCCAGGGACGCACCCUUUAUGGCUUUGGCGGUUAAGGUUGCUGAUUUCUCCACAGCUUGCAUUUCUGAACCAAAGGCCCUUUUCAGGGCCGCCCAACUAAACAAAAGAAGAGCUGUAUCCAUUAAGUCAAGAAGCUCAAUGUGUAAUUAACAUGAAUGAUACUGAGCUGACAUCCUAAAAAGGAAAGAUUAGGGGAACUCCAAGUUUGCCCUCCACUCACUACAUAUGGGUAGGGGAGCAACGAUAUUCCAACUCUGAAGAAAGAGUGGAAAAAAAGUAGUGUUUAAAAUUUGUAUUAGUUUCCAAGGGACAAAGAAGCGCUGCCCAAUCAAUGAGGGCCAUUCGUAGCUGUCAACCAAUCAGAACUGAUGAGCUAAUAUUUCCUGAGGCAAGCCAGGGAGCCUGAGGGGAAGCUAAGAAGCUUAUUGAGAAAAAACAAAAA